AUGAGCAAUAGCACGGACCACAUCUCCCUCUAUGACUACGCGUCUGGUGCUGCCGCUGCUCCUGCUGCCACAGCCGAGCUUAGUGUACGUUCACAGUGGCAGACUCGUGACGCUGCAGCUCGCCUGGCUAUUCGCAGUCACCUGCCGUUAGCUGAGCUAGAGCACUUUGGCGACUGCAAAACCGCUAAGGCCCUAUAUGACGCUGUCGUUGCUCGCUACUCCUCACCUGCCACAGCCGAGCUUAGCCGUCUCAUGCGGUCUUACCUGUUCCCUGACCUGUCCACCUUUGCUACAGUCGCCGAUCUUAUCACUCACCUUCGCACUAGUGAUGCUCGCCUGCGUGCCGCCCUUCCCACCGAGUUCUGCGCUAAGAACCCCCCUCCCCUGUACUGGACACUCCACUUCAUAGUCACCCGUCUCCCUGACACCCUCAGCUCAGUGCGCGACUAUUUCCUUGCUCGCUGUCCCACUGAGCUCACUGUCGCCCUCCUAGAGGAGAAGCUGCUAGCAGCCGAGAAGAGCAUUGUGGCUGUUGGUGCUGCUCGCGGCGCUCCUCGCACCCCCAUCUUUGAGGGGUGCUCUCCCUCUCCCCUCGCUCCCUCCUAUGCUACUGCUGCUGCUGUUGACUUCCUUGGUGCUGAGUCUGCUGGCGCUGCUUCUGCUCCUGGUGGGAGGCGCCGCACCGGCAAGGGCAAGGGGGGCAAGGGUGGCGGGGGUGGCGCUCGGGGGGAAGGGGGUGGGGGAGGUGGGGGGGGAGGCGGUGCUGGAGGGAGCGGUGGCGGGAGUGCCGGUGGGAGUGGGGCCGGCGGCGGAGGCGGGGGCGGCGGCGGGAGCAGUGGCGGUGGUGGCAGCGGCGGCGGUGGCGGCGGUGGCGGUAGUGGCGGUGGCGGUGGCGGUGGUGGCGGUCGGAGCGGAGGUAGUGGCGGCGGUGGAGGUCGGAGUGGAGGCACCGGCUCGGGCCAGAGCUCCCAGCAGCAGCAGCGUCCCCAGUCGACCCAGCAGCUUCGUGAGUGGCUUGCUCAGCGUGGGACGUCGGGGGGCAGUGGCCGCUGUUCCUAUGUCAUUCGCACAGGUGAUCGCAAGGGGCAGACGUGUGGAAAGUUCCACACUCAGUACCGCUGCUUCUUCCGCCUUGACGACGCUUGGCGUGAGGAGAUGGGCGAGGAUGUUGAGCGCCCUCGCUGGGCUGAGCUGAUGAGGGCUGGUGUUGAUAUCUUUGCUCUUGACUAUGAUGCUAUUAUUGCUGCCAUGUAUGCAUUGACUGUUAGUGCCGAGGGAGACUGUUACUUGUGUGUGCCGCCUGACCCAGGUAUAGAGCCCGCUGCCCUAGGUGCUAGUGAGUCUGCUCUCUCUGGUAUGGUGCCCCCUGUACCUGCUCCCUCCAGUGCUGUCCCGGCUGUUUGCGAGUCUGCUCUCUCAGGUACAGCACCCACAGAGACUGCUCUCUCAGGUACCGCACCGGCUGAGGCCUGUCACACCUUCACCCUUGACUCAGUCCUUGCCCAGUCCACCACUGUGCUCCCUUGUCCGGCGGUUCCGUCUGGCUCGUUGACGUGUUUUCACCUCCCCUCGUUCUCGACGAACCUGACUCUUCUCUGGCACCACCGCCUGGGUCACCCCUCCUUGCCACGCCUUCGUGGCAUGCACCGUCGCCACCUUGUGUCUGGUCUUCCCAGGUCCCUCCCUCCCCUCCCUGCCUCGCCUGCGCCGCCUUGCCUUCCUUGCGUCGAGGGGCGGCAGCGCGCCGCUCCUCACUCCUCCUCGUUCCCCCCGACAGAGGCUCCUCUGCAGACCCUCCACCUGGACGUGUGGGGCCCAGCCCGCGUUCGUGGUCAGGGCGGUGAGCGGUACUUUUUGCUGGUUGUCGACGACUACUCGCGUUACACCACGGUCUUCCCCUUGCGCACCAAGGGUGAGGUCCCUGCUGUUUUGAUCCCUUGGAUCCGCACGGUUCGUCUCCAGCUCCGCCGCCGUUUCCGGACGGAUCUUCCUGUCCUGCGUCUGCACUCUGACAGAGGUGGUGAGUUUUCCUCCGAUCUCCUGAGGACCUUCUGUCAGGCGGAGGGCAUUGAGCAGACCUUCACGCUUCCGGACUCCCCACAGCAGAAUGGGGUUGCUGAGCGCCGCAUUGGCCUGGUCAUGGAGGUCGCUCGUACCUCCUUGGUCCACGCGGCGGCUCCCCAUUUUCUGUGGCCGUUUGCUGUCCGGUACGCCGUGCAUCAGCUCAACCUCUGGCCCCGUGUCUCCUUGCCGGAGACCUCGCCCACACUGCGUUGGACGGGGAGGUUGGCGAUGCGUCGCGCUUCCGGGUGUGGGGUGCUCGUGCCCUUGUCCGCGAUACGUCUGCGGACAAGCUCUCCUCCCGCACGCUUCCCUGUGUCUUCCUUGGCUUUGUCCCUGACGCGCCUGGCUGGCAGUUUUACCACCCCACCUCGCGCCGGGUCUUCGCCUCUCAGGAUGUCACCUUUGACGAGUCGGUCCCUUUUUACCGUCUCUUCCCCUACCGCACUGCCCCCCUCCCCCCCCACCGCUUUUCCUUGCUCCUGGGUCCCCUUCCCCCUUCCCCCUCAGGGUCCUGCUCCUUCAGGUGUCUCUCAGGUAGACCCUCCUCCCGUCGCUGAGCCUGUCGAGGUCACAGGUGACUCAGGUGCUGCUGCAGGUGGUACUGCUGGGAGUGCUGAGCCUGGGGGUGCUGAGCCUGCGGGUGCUGGGCCUGGGAGUGCUGGGACUGCGGGUGCUGGAGCUGAGGGGGGUGCUGAGCCUGCGUGUGCGGAGUCUGGGGGUGCUGAGUCUGGGGGUGCUGAGCCUGCGGGUACUGAGCCUGGGGGUGCUGCUGCUGAGCCUACGGAGCCUCGGGUUGCUGCGUCUGGGGGUGCUCCGGUUCGGGGUGCUGAGCAGUCUCUCACACCGCAGCAGCUUCGUGACUGGUACGUCCGGCGCUUCCGCCGUCCUCGUGGCUCGGCUGGAGUUGGGGGUGCUGGAGCUGCUCGUCCUGGGGGUACUGGAGCUGGGGACUCUGGCGCUGGCGGUGCUAGCGGAGUUGGAGCUGCCGCCUCUGGGGGUACUCUUCCUAGCGGUGCUGCGGACCCUGGGGGUGGCGCUGCUGCUGGUGCUGCGGACCCACCUGGUGGAGCUGCUGCUGGAGCUGAGGACCCGAGCGGUGGCGCUGCUGCUGGUGCUGGGGACCCGGACGUUGGAGCUCCUGCUGGUACUGAGGACCCGGCCGCUGGAGUCUCUUCUGCUUCUGGAGACGCUGCGCGGCCGCGACCGUACUUCGUACCGCUCCUUCAGCAGGUUCUUGGGCAGGCUCCUCCUCCUUGUCCUCCUCCCUCUGUAGAGUGUCCUCCGCCUGUCCAGCCGCAGUCACAGUUACCGCCUGCCUCGCCUCUCCCUGCUCCCUCUCCUUAUACUGGUCCCACAGGAGGUCUUACAGAGCGUCGUGAGCCUGAGUCUCGUCCUGCGUCGCCUGUCCGUACUGCUCGCACUGGUAGUCGUGUCCGUCGUGAGCGUCCUCCUCCUGUCCCAGGCACUCACUACAUGACUCUGCGUCCCUCUACUGCUCCUCAGCGUGUCCCUCUGCCGUCUCCUCCUGCGUCCUCUUUGCCUGCCAUUCCGGACCCUGAGUCUGACCGGUAUCGUGCUGAGCACCCUACUGUCACGCGUCUCCUCGCUACUGUUGUCACUGACCCUACCUUUGAGUCCUCGGCUGCGUCUGCUCUGGUCGCUGAGUUGGUUGACUUUGCUGCUGCCUGUCGUCUAGACUACGCUGCUCGCCUUGUUGCUGGGUCUGAGUCUGCGUCUGUCUGUCCUCCGUCCGUCGGGGGUGAGUGUGCUCUUGGCACGGACGUCCUUGAGGACAGGCAGGAGGACUUUGACUCUCUCGCGGCUGCUGUACCUCAUCUCGUGGCCUGGUUGCUUGCCCCUGAGGGAGACCCGGAUGCACUAGACAUCCCCACUCCGCGCACUUACGCAGAGGCGAUCUCGGGUCCCUACUCCUCUCAGUGGCAGACAGCCAUGGACGCAGAGAUGGCAUCGUGGAAGUCCACAGGCACCUACGUCGACGAGGUUCCCCCUCCUGGGGCGAACAUCGUCGAUGGCAUGUGGAUUUUCAGGGUGAAGCGGCCGCCGGGUUCUCCGUCUGUCUUCAAGGCUCGUUACGUUGCUAGAGGCUUCAGUCAGCGUCAGGGGGUCGACUUCUUCCAGACCUUCUCCCCCACCCCGAAGAUGACCACUCUUCGGGUUCUGCUGCACGUUGCUGCUCAGCGUGACUACGAGCUUCACUCUCUUGACUUCAGCACAGCGUUCCUGCAGGGCAGCCUGCACGAGGAGAUCUGGCUGCGCCGCCCACCUGGCUUUACUGGGUCGUUUCCUCCUGGUACCCAGUGGAGCCUCCGCCGGCCAGUCUACGGUCUCCGCCAGGCGCCACGCGAGUGGCACGACACACUGAGGACUACACUUGCGGCUCUUGGGUUCGCGCCGUCUACUGCUGACCCGUCGCUGUUUCUGCGCACAGACACGUCGCUGCCGCCGUUCUACAUUCUCGUGUACGUCGACGACUUGGUCUUUGCUACUGCUGACACUGAGGCACUCGCUCGUGUGAAGUCGGAGCUGCAGAAGAGACACACCUGCACUGACCUGGGUGAGCUGCGUAGCUACCUUGGCUUGCAGAUCACCCGGGACAGAGCUCGCCGCACCAUCACCCUGACUCAGUCACACAUGGUGCAGCAGGUCCUUCAGCGCUUCGGCUUCCAGUUCUCCUCACCACAGGCCACACCUCUGGCUACCAGCCACUCGCUCUCAGCUCCACCUCCGGACGAGUCCGUAGAGCCGAGUGGCCCGUACCCAGAGCUUGUGGGCUGCCUCAUGUACCUGAUGACUUGCACGCGACCUGACCUCGCGUACCCUCUUAGCAUCCUUGCUCGUUACGUUGCGCCUGGGAGACACAGGCGAGAGCACUGGGAGGCUGCUAAGAGGGUGCUGCGCUAUUUGUGCAGUACAUCAGGCAUGGGGCUGGUGCUUGGAGGACGCGACAGAGUUGUCCUCAUUGUCCACUCGGACGCUUCUUGGGUGGACGACCUGGCUACGCAGCGGUCGUCACAGGGUUACACCUUCAGCCUUGGCUCUGGUUCUGUCUCGUGGCGGUCCACCCGCUCUUCCUCUGUUCUCGGCUCUAGUUGUGAGGCUGAGAUCUACGCCACAGCCAUGGCUGCACAGGAGUUACGCUGGCUCACCUACCUGCUGACUGACUUGGGAGAGCGGCCUAGUUCUCCUCCAGUUCUGUACGGUGACAACAAGGCGGCUCUUGCCUUGUGUCAGGAGCACAGACUGGAGCACAGGACGAAGCACAUUGCUCUUCGCUACUUUCUUGCUCGAGAGCUUCAGCAGCGCGGUCAGCUUCGGCUUGUGUACGUGGACUCGAAGGCCAACACUGCUGAUAUCUUCACCAAGGCGCUCCCGCCUAGUGAUCAUCAGCGGCACUGUACUUCUUUAGGCCUUGUGUCCACGUUUCCUCACUUGCUCACUGCUUGA
Molecule: messenger RNA, 5529 nt
Organism: Closterium sp. Yama58-4
Lineage: Eukaryota; Viridiplantae; Streptophyta; Zygnematophyceae; Desmidiales; Closteriaceae
Source: the annotation of a GenBank genome assembly